CUGACCUGACAGGAGAGUAUGUUGAUGGAAUGCAUGAUGAACUUCUCCGAGAGAUCGAGGAUUUAAGAUCAGAAAACGAAUAUUUAAAAGAUGAGAUGGAGGAGCUGCGCUCGGAGAUGCUGGAGAUGCGCGACCUGUUCCUGGAGGAGGACGUGUACCAGCUGCAGGACCUGCGGCAGCAGCUGGAGCAGGCCAACAAGAGCUGCCGCAUCCUGCAGUACCGGCUGCGCAAGGCAGAGCGACGCAGCCUGCGCGUGGCCCAGACUGGACAGGUGGACGGAGAGCUCAUCCGAGCCCUGGAGCACGAUGUCAGGGUGGCGAAGAGCGUGUCCCUGCGCUUGCAUGGCGAGCUGGAGUCUGUGCAGAAGAAGAAGGCCCAGCUGGAGUGGGAGAACGACGAGCUGCGCGAACGCAUGCAGGACCUGGAGGUUGCCAAUCAGGUCCUGCACACCGAGAUGGACAAGACUCGAGAGAAUUCCCUGAGGAGGAGGAGUUUGAGGUCAACAUCUGGCAAGACUGAAAAGAAGCUCUCCCCACAGGAUGACAGUGCUGAUCUGAAGUGCCAGCUGCACUUUGCGAAAGAGGAGUCCGCGCUCAUGUGCAAGAAGCUGACCAAGAUGGUCACCGAGAACGAGACCAUGCGGGAGGAGCUGGCCAAGUACCGGCUGCUCUACGGCGACGUCGACAACGCCCAGGUGUCCGACAGCAUGGCCAACUCGCCUCUGGCCCGCGAGGCCGAGGUCAAAGUUCACCUGCGGCUGGUGGAGGAGGAGGCAACUCUGCUGAGCCGGAGGAUUGUGGAGCUGGAGGUGGAGAACCGCGGACUGCGGGCGGAGAUGAGCGAAAUGAGGGAGAGCGAGAGAGACGCACGAGAGAGUCUCGCCGUGCCGGUCUGCGCGGACGGACCUGAGGUGGGCGAAAGGCUGUCUUCCGCCAGUGAGAGGGACGCUGGGUCGGCAACAUCGGUUGCUACGCAAAUCCAAACAGAAGAACGAGGGCACUGCCCUGAAGAUCAGGAGAAGGUCAAGAGGAAUGGCGCUGACCUUUUGACCUCUUGCACGGACCUCGGCCGGAAAGACCUGAAGACUCUUCUAGCCCUUCGUGAUCAGGCUCUGCUGGUCAGUUCCGCCAUCGACCUGCUGAGAGCUGCUCCGACCAAAAACGGCAUUUCGCCGUGCUCAAACCAGAAAACCCCGCCGCUGUCCCCGUACCUGGCCAAGCCGGAGGCUGACCACCACUCGCCCAACGCUCUUCCCCUUCCUCGGCCCCGUGACCUACCCCUCCUAAGCCCCCUCUCCGGCGAGUUGGACCUGCUACAGUUUCAGCUGCAAGCUCUCCUGGAGCGUAUGAAGAGCUUAGUGGACACAGCGGACAGCAGGAGGACCCACAGCUGGGGACCCGGCUCAUGUGACCUGGCACCUCCUCCUUCUCCUCCUCCUCCCGAGGAGCCCAUGGAGCAGCAGAAGGAGGCCCUGGUGCUGAAGGUGGAUCUGUCCCCCGGGUGCCCAUGUGAUCAGGAGACCCUGGUGCUCCUCACCCUGCAGCUGCGUUGGUUCCUGCAGCAGUGGCGGCAGGGGGAAGAAGCCAAGAGUCUCUUUGAGGUGGGCUGCCAGAAGAAACUACGUCUCCUGAUGGAGGGGGAGGAGGUGUCCGACUCAGAAGAACCCAGCAAGACGAGCCCCACAGCCUCAAAGAUCUUCCCCAAACUGGUGGACAGUGCCGAGGACAUGGUUCUGGCGGACCUCAGGGCGGCCAUGUUGGACCUGAGCUCUGAGCUGCAGGAGGAGCGGCGGUCGGGGCUGGAGAUGGCCCAGCAGUUCGCCUGUGCCAAGGCAGCCUGGGCUGUGGAGAGGAGCGAGCUCAGGAGCCUCGUCAGCAGGCUGGAGGGCUCAGCCAGCAAGGCCUCGAUGAAGAACCUUCCAGACCUGAAGGUGGCGCUGCAGCGGGACCACGUGGAGAAGCUGCAGCACCUGCUGGCGGACUCGUACGCGGCGGUGAUGGAGCUGACGCGGCAGGGGAAGGUGCGCGAGCGGAACUGGAGCUGCGAGAAGCAGGAGCUGCUGGAGUACCUGCACCAGCUGCAGUUGGAGCAGCAGGGCUGCCAUGGCAACAGCCACGCCAAGAUGGCCGAGUCCUCUGUUGGCAAGAUGGCUGAGAAUGGAAGAUCUUAUGGGACAGAGAGGAUUAAACACAAGCGAGCACAGCCUGACAUCUCUGAUAAAAACUGGGUGUACCUGAGCCAGGAGGCAGCGUUGCUGGACCAGCCUGACGCCUAUAAGACCUGGGACUGCCCGGUCAUGCCACCCAGGUUCCCGGGGCUGGACCUCCAGCAGGAGUCGGCCCAGAGGAGCCACACGGCCCCGGAGAAGACCUCCCUGCGGAUCUACUACAGCCCGCCGUCCGCCCGCAGGGUCCACCUCUCCAAGCUGACCUGGGACAAAGAGGAAGCGUACGUGGAGGGGAAGACCAGGGAGAAGCAGAGCGGAGCUUUCCUGCCCAGAGCGAUGAGGAGCAGAGGAGGAGAUGAGGGCAUUGGGGCUUUGAGCUACCAGGGAGGCCUGCCGCUGGAGUUCCAUGACAUGCUGGAGUGCGGUGGUGGUGUUGGUGGUAGUGGCGGCACUAGUCCCACAGGAGGCGCUAGCAGGCUGCCCUGCGGCUUCCAGCCUCCCGCCGGCCUCCCGUCCACCUCGUUCCUGCCGUUCGGGCCCCUGCAGGCGUCGGCCAACCUGAGCGACGACAUGAAGGAGAUGACGGCCAGCGUGCGCGGGGCGAGCCGCGGCAGCUCCCUGGAGAGGGGGCGGGGCCUGAUGAAGGACGCCUGGAGCCAGACUCAGGCUGCGGCCCAGACUCAGAGCCGAGCGCUGACGCACGCCACCACGGUCAGCACGGGCAUGCAGACGGAAGUCGUCCGCGGUCUCUCGGCGGGGAAGUACUGGUCCCCCCGUGGCACCACGGCCUCGCUGGUGUCCCCCCGUACCCAGCAGAUGUCCUCGUCCCUGGAGCGGGUCGGCGGGCGGGCAGAGAAGCCGCCCCCUUGUUCCACCUCGCCAAAGCUCUACCGCCGCAACCCGUCCCGGCUAGAGGCUCCGAAGGAGCGUGGGCUGUGGGGUCUGUCCCAGAGGGGGUCCGUAGGUUCUGCCUGGGCCCGUUCCACCACCAGCAGAACCGGUUCCGUAACGGCGCCAAGCGCAGACAAGUCGGCCGGACGCAAGCCCGUGGGGAUCCACCGCUACGGCCUGGUCCAGGAGUUCCUGCGCAACGUGUGUGGUCGCGGGGACAAGCUUCCGACCGGGGCGGCUGAGAAGGCCGGAGCACCCACGGUGCGGAGGGACAGUAUCGGCCCGGGGGGGCAGAAGAAGGCUGAGCGGCCGGCGUCACGGGUUCCGCUGGUCAGGAGCGACAGCGUGACGAAGAUUGUGAACCGGAGGUUCAUGAAGCAGGGGCAGAAAGACGAGACGGGCCAGACUCAGACUCAAACCCAGACACCGGGCCAGAGCCAGAACCAGGCCAGCAAAGUGCCCAUCAGCAAAGACAAGAAUGCUGGUAUUGCCACACUAGAGCGGGACGGCGCCUGUGACUGCAGCUCUCGUUCUCUGACUUCCUGCUUCGCUCGGCCCUCCCGCUCCAACCUCCACCACACCCACGGCCAGUGCAGGCUCCGCCCCCAUGACUGCCCCACAGCAGCUGCCGUGAAGAGCGCCGCUGCCCCUUAG
Sardina pilchardus (European sardine) is the source of this 3713-nucleotide messenger RNA. Its product is annotated as protein SOGA1. The coding region runs from base 30 to 3713 and encodes 1227 amino acids. The transcript is spliced from 12 exons. Gene Ontology annotation, biological process: regulation of autophagy. The record is from RefSeq and is a predicted model, not a curated record. Lineage: Eukaryota; Metazoa; Chordata; Actinopteri; Clupeiformes; Clupeidae.